Penicillium salamii is the source of this 1353-nucleotide messenger RNA. NCBI's taxonomy places the organism in Eukaryota, Fungi, Ascomycota, Eurotiomycetes, Eurotiales, Aspergillaceae. The record is from the annotation of a GenBank genome assembly.
AUGGUUCAAGAUGAGGUUGCGCAGGGAAUCGUCUCCCUCCUGGACACAGAUCUUUACAAGUUGACCAUGCAAUGCGCGGUCCUCCAGUACUUCCCGGAUGUCUCCGUGACUUACAGCUUCACGAAUCGAACCCCGCACAUGAAAUUGCGGCGCGCGGCUUACAAAUGGUUGCUGGAGCAGCUGAACAAUUUAGCCAACAUCCGCGUGACCGCUGAGGAGCGCGAGUUCUUGCGCGAAAAGUGUCCUUACCUCAAUGACGCAUACCUCUCCUACCUCGAGACCUUCCAACUCAAUCCCUCCGAGCAUGUUGAAGUCAAGUUCACUCCGACAGAAGACACAGGUAGCGAUGACGACGAGGGAAACGUGGAAUAUCUCAUCAAGGGCCUCUGGCUCGACACAAUCCUUUACGAAAUUCCUCUUCUCGCGUUGACCAGCCAGGCGUACUUCAUGUUCAGCGAUACCGACUGGGAUUAUGAGAACCAAGAAGAGAAGGCAUACCGCAAGGGAUGUACGCUGCUGGAGAAUGGUUGUGUGUUCUCUGAAUUCGGCUCGCGACGUCGACGAGACUACCACACACACGACCUGGUCAUGAAGGGACUUUGCCGCGCCGCAGAAGAAGGACAAAAGCAGGGCUGGCCUGGUGUCCUGUCUGGAACAAGCAAUGUCCACUUUGCUAUGAAAUACAAUAAGGCUGCUGUUGGAACAGUGGCACACGAAUGGUACAUGACGAUCGCGGCGAUCACGGAUGACUACCAGAACGCCAAUGAGCUAGCACUCAGCUACUGGCUUGGCUGCUUUGGCGAAGGCGUUCUCGGCAUUGCGUUGACCGAUACUUUCGGCACACCGGCUUUCCUAGACGCGUUCAGCAAGCCUAUUUCGAUUCCAAACGAGACUGCCGCUGACAAGUCAACGACCACGUACGCGCAGUGUUAUACAGGCGUCCGCCAAGAUUCGGGAGACCCAACAAACUUUGUCAAGAUGGUCCGAGAAUUCUACGACCGACAGCAUAUCACUGAUAAAAAGACAGUGGUGUUCUCAGAUUCGCUGGACAUUGAGCACUGCCUAGAAUAUAAGACAAUUGCUGAGGAGGCAGGCUUCACCCCCACCUUUGGAGUGGGAACCUUCUUUACCAAUGACUACACGAACAAAGCAACUGGAGAAAAGUCCAAGCCACUUAACAUUGUCAUCAAGAUUGCCACUGCAAAUGGCAGCCCCGCUGUCAAGCUCAGUGACAACCUUGGUAAGAACACAGGUGACCAUGCCAAAGUGGUGGAAGUCAAGAAGAAGCUGGGCUAUGUUGAGCAAUCCUGGGAGGAGGGCGACGAAAGUCAUCGUUGGACGAAGCAAGCCUAA